Molecule: messenger RNA, 972 nt
Organism: Lineus longissimus
Lineage: Eukaryota; Metazoa; Nemertea; Pilidiophora; Heteronemertea; Lineidae
Product: putative nuclease HARBI1
Exons: 3
Coding region: 1-972 (323 amino acids)
Source: RefSeq, a predicted model, not a curated record
AUGGAUGCGCUAGUUGUGGUCGAAUUUGCUGCGGAAGAAGCCGCAGAGGCUGGGCAGGAAGUGCCGCGUGGCGUUUUACGUGUCUUCAAGGACCGUAGUAACCCUCUGGAAGAGUACACUGAUCGGGCAUUUAUAAGGCGAUACAGAAUAUCAAAGGAUUCAUUCCGUUAUGUUCUUGACCUAAUUGGACCCCAGAUAGAGCAUCCCACGAGAAGGAAUCGAGCCCUUCUUCCGAUAGAGCAACUUGCUGUUGCACUCCAGUUUUAUGCUUUUGGUUGUUUUCAAAUCGAAUUUGGGGAUUCAAGUGGUGUCUCGCAAGCUACGUGUUGUGUGGUACGUCGUGUUUCCGAAGCGAUCUGUGGAUGGAAGGAACGCUUCAUCCGCUUUCCGACCACAGCGGAGGAGAGACGGGUGAUGAUGCAAGGGUUCUAUGAAAUUGCCGCGUUCCCAGGCGUGAUUGGCGCUAUCGACGGAACCCACGUAGCAAUCGUGAGCCCAGGAGGUGCCGAUGCUAUACGAUUCAUCAACAGGAAGCAAUUUGAUAGUGGGGCAAAUCGUGGAAUCCUACUCGGGGAUCCAGCCUAUACUUGCCGACCCUAUAUGAUGACACCGAUUCGUAAUCCAAGAACACCGGCGGAAACGAGAUAUAACACUGCGCAAAGGAGGACAAGAGGUCUGAUAGAAAGAGCGUAUGGCAUAUUGAAGAAACGAUUCCACUCUGUUGGCGACCGAAAUUCCCUCCGAUGUCAGCUGCAGGGUAGUAUGGCUAUUAUUGUAGCCACGGCCUGUCUUCACAACCUUGCCAUUCAACGAAAUGAUGCCAUCCCGCCGCAAGAUGACGACCCCCGCCCAAUACGGUACGAACAGCCAGAAUUGGCGGCUCAUCACGUUGAGGCGCAUAUGCGAGGCAAUCUCUUCAGAGACAGAUUCAUAAGAGAACACUUCCAGUGGGUAUCAAGAUUUAUUUAUUAA